ACAUCAUAUUCAAUUAGUUUCAUUCGGAAGUUCAAUCGACAUGUGCGACACAAGCACACAAUUAAGUGGUACUCCAGAUGUGUCUGGUGCUAGACAGAGCGACGAAGUACAGCGGUUGCGUGAUGGCGUGCCGGAUCGAGUCGUAGUUCAAAUAAGGUCAGGUUUGAUAUCGGGAGUCGUAGAACCGUUACCGAACGGUCAGCAGUACUAUGCCUUCAGAGGAAUCCCGUACGCUAGGCCACCCAUUGGGAAGCUGAGAUUUCAGCCACCCGAGCCACUGGACAAACUGCCGUCGGAAGUUUUGGACUGCAGUAAUGAUGGUCCAGGAUGUUAUUCAGUGCACAACGAUCUUCCCAACGAUCGGAUGUCGGAAGAUUGCUUGAAUCUUAAUGUCUACACAUCAACCAUACACGAAGAAGGGGCUGCGUGCAAUCCUAUGCCCGUUAUGGUUUGGAUCCAUGGCGGAGGUUUUGUCGAAGGAAGUGCCCAAUCGACCAUGUACUGUCCAAAGUAUCUGGUCCAGGAAGGAGUGAUAGUGGUAACGGUAAACUAUCGCCUAGGACCGUUGGGUUUCCUGUGCCUGCCAAGCGUUGGGAUUCGUGGGAACAUGGGACUGAAGGAUCAACGGAUGAGCUUCCGAUGGGUAAGCGAGAACAUACAACGAUUUGGCGGAGAUCCGGACAAUGUUACAAUAUUUGGACAGAGCGCUGGUGCAGUAUCGGUUCAGUUGCACUACCUCUCAGAGGCGUCACGCAAAUAUUUCCACAAAGCCAUUGCACAAAGCGGAACAGCAUUCAAUCAAUGGGUCAUGCAGAAAAAUCCAGAGGGUCGAGCACGUAAAUUAGCGGAAGUGCUUGGGUGUAAAUUCAGUGAGAAUGACGAACUUGUUCAUGAAACAUUAAUGAACGCGUCUCCGAAAGAUCUAGCUGAUUUUCAGUACCAAGUAAUGACACCUGAAGAGAGACUCGUGUUGGUAAACUUUCCCUUUACACCUGUCGUAGAGGAUCCAGCUUUUAACUCAGAACAUCCAGUUCUGACAGAUGAUCCGUUGAAGUUGAUCGCAAAGCGCUUUGCCAAGGAUAUUCCAAUUAUAAUGGGGAUCACCAAUGAGGAAGGUGUUGGGUUAGCGAGCCAUGUGCUACGUUCAAUCGAUAUGUACCAGACAAAUAUUAGUCAACAAAUGUUACCCUUUACAUUGAAUAUCAAGAGCGAGCUUGAAAGGGAAGAUGCGGUACAUAGCAUUCAAAAAUACUUUUUUGAUGAUAAAAAAUUAUCGGUUGACACGGUGCAGCCCAUGAUACAGAUUCUGGGCGAUAACGCGAAUAAGUUUGCUGGAUAUCUGGCAGCAGAAUUGCAUUUUCGCCAUCAAAGCACUCCUCUCUAUUUCUAUAUAUUUUCAUAUAUGUCCGAGCUAAACAAACUACGAGAAUUAAACAAAACACCAGCUAAUUUGCCAGGAGCGUGUCACGGUGAUGAUUUAUGCUAUCUGUUUGAAUCAUCAUUCUUUUCCACAGAAACGAUUGAGUCUUCGGGAAAAGCCUACAAGUUUCGUCAAACAAUGUGCCAACUUUGGACGAACUUUGCGAAAUUUGGAAACCCAACGCCGGACGAGGACACGCUAGGGUUUUGCUGGCCGGCUGUGAAUGAAACAAAAACAAGUUUGAAGGAUUUUGAACUGAUCGCAGUGGAGUUGAUUGAGGAGCCGAAAAUAAUCAAAAACCCAUUCGCUGCUCGAUUCAAUUUUUGGAAGUCUCUGUUUACCCGGUACAACGAAGGUCACCUGAUGCCUACGUUUCGAAAAUACUGAUUUGGUAUCUUCACGAAAUGAAACAAAAUGAAUUCUUACACCGACACGCCGUCAUGUUACAGCAAUCAUCCUAAAUACAAUAACAUUGCAUUCUAACACAGUUUAAAGUUUUACUUUCAGUAUAUCCUCAUUGUACCGCUUAUA
Molecule: messenger RNA, 1951 nt
Organism: Topomyia yanbarensis
Lineage: Eukaryota; Metazoa; Arthropoda; Insecta; Diptera; Culicidae
Product: venom carboxylesterase-6-like
Exons: 6
Coding region: 41-1807 (588 amino acids)
Molecular function (GO): hydrolase activity
Source: RefSeq, a predicted model, not a curated record